CCCAGCCCUGCAGCAACACCAGAGGAUCCUCAACAGUGACUGCCUAUAUACGACGACUCAGUGAAGGCCGGCUUAGCAACGAUAAUUACCUCGUAAGGACAACGUCACUAACAGAAAAACGAAGCCACAAUGAAGGUCUUCCUCACCCUCCUCGCCGCCCUCGCCGCCGCCGCCCUGGCAGCCCCGUUUCCUCAACACAUCGCCUUCCCCGAGCCUCCCCAGCUUCCCCAGGCAAACUUCUUCCCCCAAGCGACCCAGCACCAGGACGCUCACCAGAAUACCCACCAGCAGAACUUCCCCCAGAGCACCCACUCACAGAACUUCCCCCAGAACACCCACCAACAGAACUUCCCACACAACACCCGCCUGCACGCCUUCCCCAACGCUGUGCCCGUCGAGUCGCAAGUUUGGCCCAUCAUCCCCUACAGCUACACCUACUCCGUCAGCGACCCGGAGACAGGGAACUACCAGAACAAGGCAGAGAUGAAAAACGAUCUGGGUGAGGUCUUCGGCUCCUACUCUGUCCUCAUGCCCGACAACAUGAUCUACACCACCAUCUACAACGUCACCGGCACCAGCGGCUUCAUGGCUCGCGUUGAGAAGUCCCUCCCACAGCCGGCCGGUCACGGUUCCUCUGCAUCCUCUGGUUCUUCUGGUUCGUCUUCGCAUUUUGGUUCCUUCCCUGCCGUCGCUGCCGCCUCCUCCGCCUCCGCCGCCGCUUCUUCGGCUGUUCGAGGUCCCGGUAACGCAGUGUAGGCCAUUCGUGUUUUGUUUUCUCUUUCACUGUCUAUCUGUCUCUAUGUAUCUUUGUGUUUGUAUAUCUAUCUGUCUAUCUACUUUCUCUGUUGUUGGUAAUUCGAGUUUAGGCUAUUCGUAAUAUUUUCUUUUUCUCUAUCUGUCUAUCUCUUUAUACCUAUCUAGCUACCUGUCUCUCUCUGUUGCCGCUCGUUCGUAUUCUAUAACUGUAAUUAUUUUUUUUUUUUAAACAGCUAUGUACGCAUGUAUUUCUUGUCUAUAGUACCUCAUUUUCAGUCUCUUUUCUUUACAUUCUCCCUCUACGAAUUAUUUCCCUUCUUAGUUUCUCCUGAUUUUCUUUUCCUUCAUUCUUCAUUCUCCUCUCUUUCUUACCUUUCUCCUUUUCUUUUUCGACUUUCUAUUCGACCACAGCUUUCACCUAAUGUGCAGUGUAGUUCGGCGCCCUUAUUUUCUUUCAUCAUAACUUAUUAACAGUUUUCUUCCUUUUUUUCCUCCACCAGUUUAUUUUCACCAGUACCUCUCUCCCCUUUUACCUACAAACUGAUUUCUUCAUUUCUUUCUUCGACUCAAGGGUCAAUGUAACGGAGAUGAGCACCGAGGCCACGCGCAGCUUUAGUAUAUGCCCCCCAGCUUUCCUUUUUCUUAGCCUGCCUUUCCUCCAAGCACUUAAAUCCGACACUGUGUGAGACGCAUUUGCACUAUUUCUUUCUUGUUGCCCUUCUCCGGCGACCCCCGACCUUUGCUCUUGUUCAUGUUACGUUUUCCUUUCAUACAUGUUUUUACGAGUCACUGAAAUAAAAAAAAUGUUUCCGUCAGUGACUCAAGACUCUUAAUCUAGUACGUCAAGUAAGAGUUUAAGCUUUUUAAUAGAAUAUCCUAAGUAUAUUUUUGUACGGUAUUUUUGUACGGUUUUUGCCACUUCAGAGUUUUAUUUUUUCUAGUUAUUGUCAUAAUGUUAGAUAUUCUUCGCGUUGUGGAAAAGGUUGUGUUUGUAUUGAAAAGUAUAAAUGAUUUGUUGUUAUACUUUCUUGUGUUCACGCUUCGUAUAUUAAA
Eriocheir sinensis (Chinese mitten crab) is the source of this 1809-nucleotide messenger RNA. RefSeq lists its product as uncharacterized. Lineage: Eukaryota; Metazoa; Arthropoda; Malacostraca; Decapoda; Varunidae. The record is from RefSeq and is a predicted model, not a curated record. The transcript is spliced from 3 exons. Bases 130 to 756 code for a protein of 208 amino acids. Gene Ontology annotation, cellular component: extracellular matrix.